This is a messenger RNA of Arvicola amphibius (Eurasian water vole), 896 nucleotides long. It is a transcript of the gene Polr1h, whose product is annotated as RNA polymerase I subunit H. Gene Ontology annotation, cellular component: RNA polymerase I complex. The transcript has 5 exons. The coding region runs from base 173 to 544 and encodes 123 amino acids. Gene Ontology annotation, biological process: termination of RNA polymerase I transcription; DNA-templated transcription. NCBI's taxonomy places the organism in Eukaryota, Metazoa, Chordata, Mammalia, Rodentia, Cricetidae. The record is from RefSeq and is a predicted model, not a curated record. Gene Ontology annotation, molecular function: DNA-directed RNA polymerase activity; zinc ion binding; nucleic acid binding.
CUCUAGCCCGCCCGGCGCACUCGCUGCCCGGCGCCCCGCGAGCCGGCGCUCUAGCCCUCGGCUGGGAUCUGGGUUCUCGCCGCUUCCCGCCUGCGCCCGGCGGCUCGAGGGUCCUCACGGGCUGGGAGGUUCCGGACGCUGCUGGAGGACCCAGACGGAGAGCUCAUCUGCCAUGGAACUGGCCAGCCCCCACUCCAACUUUCAAUCAGACUUGGAUUUCUGCCCGGAUUGCGGCUCGGUCCUGCCGCUGCCCGGAGCUCAGGAUACUGUCAUCUGCCCUCGCUGUGGCUUCUCCAUAGACGUGCGAGAUUUCGAAGGGAAGGUUGUGAAGACCUCGGUUGUGUUCCACAAACUGGGGGCAGUCGUACCUACAUCUGUGGACGAAGGACCUGAAACGCAGGGACCAGUGGUUGACAGGCGCUGCCCUCGAUGUGGUCACGAGGGAAUGGCGUACCACACCAGACAGAUGCGCUCAGCUGAUGAAGGACAGACUGUUUUCUAUACCUGUGUCAACUGCAGGUUUCAGGAAAAGGAAGAUUCUUGAUCUCUUCUGGCAACUCAGCAACAAUGCUCUUCCUCUUGGGAGGUGAAGAUGAUCCUUUGAGGCCUUCUCCCUCCCCUCUGGUUACAGUGCUCUGUUCUCAGAAUAAGAUCAUCACCCGCAGCUGGGUGGUGGUGGUGCACACCUUUAAUCCCAGCACUCAGGAGGCAGAGGCAGGUGGAUCUCUGUGAGUUCGAGGCCAGCCUGGUCUACAACAGCUAUUUCCAGGACAGACUCCAGAGCUACAGAAAACCCUGUCUCGAAAAACAAAAACAAACAAACAAAAAAAAAGAUCAUCACCCCCAAAGCAUUCCUUCCCCAAGCUGAAUUUACUAAAGUUAUGUUUUCUAUGAAA